Eleginops maclovinus (Patagonian blennie) is the source of this 3992-nucleotide messenger RNA. RefSeq names its product ceramide transfer protein-like. The coding region runs from base 518 to 2389 and encodes 623 amino acids. The transcript has 18 exons. The record is from RefSeq and is a predicted model, not a curated record. NCBI's taxonomy places the organism in Eukaryota, Metazoa, Chordata, Actinopteri, Perciformes, Eleginopidae. Gene Ontology annotation, molecular function: lipid binding. Gene Ontology annotation, biological process: ER to Golgi ceramide transport.
CCUCCCCCGAUCUUGAAUGAAGACAAGCUCCUCCGCCACUGCUAACCAAACUGCGGAACUACAGCAGCGACACACACGGUCAUUUGUAGCCUGAAGUUUAAGGUACACGGUGAACACGGAGGCCUUCUUCAUCGAUCACUAUUUGGAGCAGAUUAUCAACUGCAGCAGAAAUAAGCUAACGACGCACAAGUGGCUAGUUAAGUUAAUGUCGUUUGACAGCUAACGCUAACUAGCUAGUCUGUUUGGUAUUCGACGUCAGUUUCAAAACAAAGCCCGCAAAAACGGAGAAGUUGAGAGUCAGCUGUCACCUGCAGAAAAGCUUGAGACUGAACAAGCUAAACUGUUUCUAAGUCUGUAAACCGAUCAAGAUACAUCACGCUUUUCAGAUAAUGUUUGAUACACUCGGUUAAUGCUUAAUUAACGGUACAAGGUAGAGGAACUGUCAGCAGGCUUGAUCUCAUCCAGCAGCUACGAGGUUCUCUCGAUACGAAUCUGGUUCCUUCAAACUUGGAUUUAAAUGUCCGAAAAGAGUACCUCGUCCGGUUCGGAUGAGGAUGUGGACCCGGAGUCCGCACAGCAUGUGGACGUUGGAGGCGUCUUAAGCAAGUGGACAAAUUACAUACACGGAUGGCAGGACCGAUGGGUUGUGUUGAAAAACAACACCCUGAGCUACUACAAGUCGGAGGAUGAACGGGAGUACGGCUGCAGGGGAUCUCUGUGCCUCAGCAAGGCUGUUAUCACACCUCACGAGUUUGACGAGUGUCGUUUUGACAUGAGCGUGAACGACAGUGUCUGGUACCUCCGGGCUGAGGACCCCGAGCACAGACUCCAGUGGAUCGAGUCGAUAGAGCUGCACAAGGCUGAGUCGGGUUAUGGUUCAGAAACCAGUCUCAGGCGUCAUGGCUCCAUGUUGUCUCUCACCUCAGCAGCCAGUGCCCUGUCCGCCACAUCUUCAUCCUCCUUCAAGAAGGGGCACAGGUUGCGUGAGAAGCUGGCAGAAAUGGAAACCUUCCGGGACAUUCUGUGCAGACAAGUGGACACGCUGCAGAAGUACUUUGACUCCUGUGCUGACGUCGUCUCCAAAGAUGAAUUUCAGAGGGAUAGAGAAGAAGAAGAAGAUGAAGAAGACUUUCCCAACACUGCAAGACCUGAUGGUGAAUGUAAUCACAACAACAAUGGCAGCAAAGAGAAACUGUUUCCACCUGCCAGUCCAAAAGGUAUGAACGGAAUAGACUUCAAGGGGGAGGCCAUCACCUUCAAGGCCACCACGGCAGGCAUCCUCUCCACACUGUCCCACUGCAUCGAGCUGAUGAUGAAACGAGAGGACAGCUGGCAGAAGAGGGUGGACAGGGAGCUAGAGAAAAGGAAGAGGGUAGAAGAUGCCUACAAGUCUGCGGUGAAUGAGCUGAAGAAAAAGUCCCACUACGGAGGACCCGACUACGAGGAGGGGCCCAACAGUCUGAUCAAUGAGGAAGAGUUCUUCGAUGCGGUGGAAGCUGCACUGGACAGACAGGACAAGAUAGAGGAGCAGUGCCAGUCAGAGAAGGUCAGGAUACCUCGACUAAGCCCCGUGCCUCCAGGUGACGCCUACUCCACCAUCGGUACACACCGAUACGCCAUGAAGCCCCGUAGCCAUUCUUCUUCCCUCUCCUCCGUUGAGCUAGUCAGUGCCUCCGAUGACAUUCACAGAUUCAGCGCUCAGGUCGAAGAGAUGGUGCAGAAUCAUAUGACCUACUCUCUUCAGGAUAUUGGUGGAGAUGCCAACUGGCAGCUGGUAAUAGAAGAAGGAGAGAUGAAGUUGUACAGGAGAGAAGUGGAGGAGAACGGUAUCGUGCUGGAUCCUCUCAAAGCUACGCAUUCAGUGAAGGGCGUGACGGGACACGAGGUCUGCCACUACUUUUGGGACACAGCUGUCCGAAUGGACUGGGAGACCACUAUUGAAAAUUUCAACGUUGUGGAAACCCUCUCCGAUAACGCCCUCAUUGUUUACCAGACGCACAAGAGAGUGUGGCCGGCCUCUCAGAGAGACGUGCUCUAUCUGUCAGCCAUCAGGAAGAUCCUGGCAACAAACGAGAACGAUCCCGACACGUGGCUGGUGUGCAACUUCUCUGUGGACCACGAAAAUGCCCUUCCCACAAACCGGUGCAUUCGUGCCAAAAUCAAUGUUGCUAUGAUCUGCCAAACGCUGGUCAGCCCACCAGAGGGGGACAAAGAGAUCAGCAGAGACAACAUCCUUUGUAAGAUCACCUACGUUGCCAAUGUAAACCCAGGAGGCUGGGCUCCGGCCUCGGUCCUCAGAGCCGUGGCCAAGAGAGAGUUUCCCAAGUUCCUCAAGCGCUUCACUUCCUACGUCCAGGAGAAAACAGCUGGGAAGCCCAUCCUCUUCUGAACACAAUGAGGCUUGCAGGGGUGCCACGUUUGCUCUGUGGAAAGACUACAUUGUUCAGUGUUGAACCGGCGCUCAAACUACACGACCCAUUCUUAUAUCAAUAAGAAUGUGUUAAACUACUACUCGCAGGACCCUUUAUCAUCCCGCUGGACACUUGCUUGUAGAAGAGACUGGUUUUACGGCUUUAAUCCAUCAGUAGUUGUCGUCCCGACCGCAUGAUCAUGGCUAACCACCAUGUUGUUGGUCACGGGUUCACUUGUAUGUAAAUUCAAGUGGUUUUUGAAUUGUUGUUACCAAUUAUUUGCUUUUUUUUGUAAAUUGUUUUGUACAUUUCUUAUGAUUAUAUACUUCUUGACUUGUUUUGGGUUUGCUUUAAUCACUAGUAUUACAGCUACUUGUUUUGCUGCUGCUAAAGUAACUACCAUGAGAGAGGAGAGUGGAUUUGGACAGGACAAGCAUUGAUGAGGUGUGGUACAGCGUCUCCUCCUUCUGCCUUCUCCUGUCCCUCUGGUGAUGACUCUCUUUGCGGUUUGAUGUUGGGGGGAGGGGCCAGAGACUAAAGCUUUGAAAUCUUUAUAUUUGUAGAUUGUUAUUAAACUAGCUGUCAGAGAGCACCAGGGACACAAUGUAUUAUACAGAGGUAAUGUGUUUUCAGUUAGUUUACCCAAUGUGAGAAAUGUGAAUUGACUGUUAAAUGCUUGAAUUUGAUUACAUUAAUGGGCCAAGGAAACCUGAAGCGGCAGACAAAAGUCAUGUUGGACAUGUUUUUGACACGGUUGAAGUGAUAAUUGGAUAGAAGUGCAGUUGACUGGGUCUAUAGAUGCCUACUGUCAGUGUGUGUCUGUUUUUAACCCCCACAUAGCACACAGGUUGACAGUCCUUUUUGCCAAAGGCCAGCCAAAGUGUCUAAUGUACAGUUUCCUCUCUGUUAUUGAGAGACGAGUGGAUACGUUUUAUAAACCCUGGGUGGUUUUUCACAAUUUUCAGCCCGAGUGUCAGGUUUGUAAAUUAGUCCCACUGCUUUUGAGCAAGGUAAGGUAACGUUGUAAUAUGUUGAGUAGGAUAUCAACUACACAGACUCUUAGUCAUCCUCUGACAUUACAUUUCACACGCCACGCCACACUACAGUGCAGUGGCCUCUUGCCCUUUGACUGAUAAACUACCCCCAGAAUGCCUUCGACACCAGGAUGGAAAUCCAGGUUAUCUUUACUGUACAGCCACCAGAUGUGCAUUUAUCAACACUGAAGUGAAGCGGGGGUGGGGUGGGAGGGUCAGCAUUUCACAUCAUCUUACCUCAAGAUUGAAAUUGACUUUAGAUUGUAUUUGAUGACAUCAAACGUUGGGAGUUCUGCAAUCACAAAAAAAAAUCUGAUUUUCGGACUAAGGGGUCAGAAUUAAGGAAGGAUCUGGAUUAUUGUUCUGCUGAUGAUUACAAGAGCGAGAGCCACGAGUCAGCCGAAGAAUGCGUUUUUAAUUUUCAUAUUUUGUCAGUCAUCUACACACUUUGUAUAUUUCUAAGUUGUACAUCAGAAGUGUUAUUAUUUGCACUAAAUGUAAUGCAAUCUGACAAUGUUCUGUAAAUUAAAAUGGUUACACAACAGAA